GGCCUCCGCGCGCAGGCGUCCUGACGGCGGGUCCCUGCGGCUCAGGAUGGAGGCUGAAUACUUCUCUUAUCUGUAUGUCUUGCCAUUCAUCUGAAGAACAGAGGCAAAUUAUAAAAUCCAACAUUUUCAGUUGCAUUCUAUGAGAGUACAGCAACAUGGACAUAGCAAAUCCGCCGACCUCCAAGUGUAUCACCUACUGGAAAAGGAAAGUGAAAUCUGAGUACAUGCGACUCCGGCAGCUCAAACGGCUGCAGGCGAACAUGGGUGCAAAGGCUCUCUAUGUGGCAAAUUUUGCAAAGGUUCAAGAAAAAAACCAAAUCCUCAAUGAAGAAUGGAAGAAACUUCGUGUGCAACCUGUCCAGUCAAUGAAGCCUGUGAGUGGGCAUCCUUUUCUCAAAAAGUGUACCAUAGAGAGCAUUUUCCCAGGAUUUGCAAGCCAGCAUAUGUUGAUGAGGUCUUUGAACACUGUUGCAUUGGUUCCAAUCAUGUAUUCCUGGUCUCCUCUCCAGCAGAACUUCAUGGUUGAAGAUGAGACGGUUUUGUGCAAUAUUCCAUACAUGGGAGAUGAGGUGAAAGAAGAAGAUGAAACCUUCAUUGAGGAGCUGAUCAAUAACUACGAUGGGAAAGUCCACGGCGAGGAAGAGAUGAUCCCCGGAUCUGUCCUCAUUAGUGAUGCUGUGUUUCUGGAGUUGGUGGAUGCCCUGAAUCAGUACUCAGAUGAGGAGGAGGAAGGGCACAACGACACUGCAGACGGAAAGCCCGAGGACAGCAAAGAAGACCUGCCCGUAACCAGGAAAAGGAAACGACUUGCUAUGGAAGGCAACAAGAAGACUUCCAAGAAACAGUUCCCGAAUGACAUGAUCUUCAGUGCCAUUGCCUCCAUGUUCCCUGAGAAUGGUGUCCCAGAUGACAUGAAGGAGAGGUACCGGGAGCUGACAGAGAUGUCGGACCCCAAUGCGCUUCCCCCGCAGUGCACGCCCAACAUCGACGGCCCCCAUGCCAAGUCUGUGCAGCGGGAGCAGUCUCUGCACUCCUUCCACACGCUCUUCUGCCGGCGCUGCUUCAAAUACGACUGUUUCCUUCACCCUUUUCAUGCCACCCCUAAUGUAUAUAAACGCAAGAACAAAGAAAUCAAGAUUGAGCCAGAACCCUGUGGCACAGACUGCUUCCUCCUGCUGGAAGGAGCAAAAGAGUACGCCAUGCUUCAUAACCCACGCUCCAAGUGCUCUGGGCGCCGCAGGCGAAGGCACCACGUGGUCAGUGCUUCCUGCUCCAACACCUCAGCUUCUGCUGUGGCUGAGACUAAAGAAGGGGACAGUGACAGGGACACAGGCAAUGACUGGGCUUCAAGUUCUUCAGAGGCCAACUCUCGCUGUCAAACCCCUACAAAACAGAAAGCCAGUCCAGCCCCCUCUCAGCUCUGUGUUGUAGAAACCCCCUCAGAGCCUGUGGAGUGGACUGGAGCUGAAGAGUCUCUUUUUCGAGUCUUCCACGGCACCUACUUCAACAACUUCUGUUCAAUAGCCAGGCUUCUGGGGACAAAGACAUGCAAGCAGGUCUUUCAGUUUGCAGUCAAAGAAUCGCUUAUCCUGAAGCUGCCAACAGAUGAGCUCAUGAACCCCUCACAGAAGAAGAAGAGAAAGCACAGGUUGUGGGCUGCACACUGUAGGAAAAUUCAGCUGAAGAAAGAUAACUCUUCCACACAAGUAUACAACUACCAGCCCUGUGACCACCCAGACCGCCCCUGUGACAGCACCUGCCCCUGCAUCAUGACUCAGAAUUUCUGUGAGAAGUUCUGCCAGUGCAAUCCUGAUUGUCAGAAUCGCUUUCCUGGUUGUCGGUGUAAGACCCAGUGCAACACGAAGCAGUGUCCUUGCUAUCUGGCCGUGCGAGAGUGCGACCCUGACCUUUGCCUCACGUGUGGGGCCUCAGAGCACUGGGAUUGCAAGGUGGUCUCUUGCAAAAACUGCAGCAUCCAGCGUGGCCUCAAGAAGCACCUGCUGCUGGCCCCUUCUGAUGUGGCCGGAUGGGGCACCUUCAUUAAGGAGUCUGUGCAGAAAAACGAAUUCAUUUCUGAAUAUUGUGGUGAGCUCAUCUCUCAGGAUGAGGCUGAUCGGCGAGGGAAGGUCUAUGAUAAAUACAUGUCCAGCUUCCUCUUCAACCUCAACAAUGAUUUUGUAGUGGAUGCUACCCGGAAAGGAAACAAAAUACGAUUUGCAAACCAUUCUGUGAACCCCAACUGUUAUGCCAAAGUGGUCAUGGUGAAUGGAGAUCAUCGGAUUGGCAUCUUUGCCAAGAGAGCAAUUCAGGCUGGCGAAGAGCUCUUCUUCGAUUAUAGGUACAGCCAAGCUGACGCCCUCAAGUAUGUGGGCAUCGAGAGGGAGACCGACGUCCUCUAGCCUCCUGGCCCUGCGCCAGCGCUGGGGCACUGUCUUAGCUUCAUGCUCACACCACUGCUGCUAGAGCUCCUGCACUGUGUCCCUCCAUGCCAAGAACCCCACCCACUCCCUCUGUACCGAGGCCUCUGCCACCAUGUCCCACGGAGACGAACUGCCUCAGUGAGAGGGACACAGGCAGUGAGGGCCUGACAUGGGAGACUUCACCUCGGGCCUCAGGAAAAGCCGCAGGCUGAAGUAGAUGGUGACGCUUGAUCUUCCCUCAGCUCCCCAGGCUGCAGGCCUCAGGAAUCAACCAGCACUGUGGCUUUAGCUUUCCCAAUCAGUGGUCCUGUGUCACUGGGACAAAGAGGAAUAGCCAGCCCCAUGACAACAGUUCAGCUGCAAAACCUGGGCUCAGGUGGCUUGGAGAAGGCUUUCCCUGUCGAUUCUGGAAGUUACACUGGGUGUUUUUGGACUCCCAGAGCACGCAUCAGGGGUCUGGCUCAGUGACUGUAGGCAGGCCUGCUGCUGCUGCUGCUGCUGCUGCUGCUGCUGCUGCUGCUGCUGCUGCUGCUGCUGCUGUGGAAGCAUGGGGCGUGCCUGGCUGGGAGGGAGCACUCUGGGUCGUUGACCCUUCACUUGCUCGCGGGCCUUCCAUUUCCCAGAGCUUAGGCCCAUGGAUCCUCCUGCUUGUCUCGUCAGGGUCGAUGGGCCUGCUCUAGACUUAAGAGGGAAAACCUGUUGGUGUGAUUUACUCCCUGUCUGUAGCACCUGCUGUUUGGGAAGUGUGGACUGGUGGUAUGUGUUUGCACGUGGGUGAGGGGUGCCAUUGCACGUGUUUAGAAGGGCAUCCCAUUCUAGGGCAGACUGGCAGGCAGUGUUUGCAGCAUUGGGAAGAAGCAGGCAGACCACCUGUCCCAGUCUGGAAUGCCACUCUCUCUGGGAUUCUUGCAGAACAAAGCACUUUAACUUUCUUUCAGAAGGUCUGUAGACUGGAGUAGAGUUUGAGCCAAGGUCUGGGGUCCCUGUCCAAGUCCAGUUCGAUCUCAUCUCCUGGAGAAGGCACGAGGAGCUGGUUUGGCACAGGAAUUGACAAGGCUGCUGCCAGCCAGAGCUGCCCUGGGUGUGUAGCUGGUGUGCUGAGCCAGCAGGAACAAGGAGCACUGUGCUGGGUGGAAAGGGCUGGGGCAGGUACAGACUGGCCUAGGGAGUGUCUGGGGAGCAGGCUUUUUGCUCCCUGGAGAACCAGAGCCUCUCCUGCCCCAGUCUUUGCUGGCCGCCCCCUUCUUACCACCAUGUAGGCUCCCUGUGGCCCACCGGCCUCUUAGGGAUUUGUGUGGAACAUGCACACACACUCCAAAAGCUCACACUCACCACACUGGCAAGCACACGCCCAUUCAGCUCCUGACCCCAGUCUCCUCCCCCUGACUGGACCGACCCCCACCACGAUUCUGCUCCUGUUUGUUUGUAUCGGGAUCCCCUUAAGCCUGAAUUUGGGCUCUGAAUUCCUCACUGGUUAAUUCUUGGGGAAAGCCAAAGACAGAUGGAGGAGGGAGUCCAGGAUGUCUGAAAGCCAGGGGCUGGCCAGGAGGAGCAGUUACAAACAAUCCUUUUCCAGCCCUUGAGAGUGUAGAUUGACCCCGGCUUUCCUUGGGAAGCAGAAUCACUGACUAGUCCUCUCCUCCAGUCCAGUUGCAGACCACUAACACUCCUGUUCUUCCAGCUUUCCCCCUCCUUUGUCCUUGCUGUCCCCUACCUUGAAUGACGGGUCUCAUCCCCUCCCCCCGCGUGGCUGUGAUAGAUGGAGUGAGGUGGUGGGGACUGGUGGGGAGCUGGCGUACAUGUGGCCUCCCUGCCAGUGAAUUUCACGCACUUUAAAGUCCUGUGGCUUGUGACCUCUAAUAAAGUGUUAGAACCCA
This is a messenger RNA of Jaculus jaculus (lesser Egyptian jerboa), 4297 nucleotides long. RefSeq names its product enhancer of zeste 1 polycomb repressive complex 2 subunit (gene Ezh1). Gene Ontology annotation, biological process: chromatin remodeling. The transcript has 21 exons. The record is from RefSeq and is a predicted model, not a curated record. Gene Ontology annotation, molecular function: protein binding; histone H3K27 methyltransferase activity. NCBI's taxonomy places the organism in Eukaryota, Metazoa, Chordata, Mammalia, Rodentia, Dipodidae. The coding region runs from base 156 to 2399 and encodes 747 amino acids.